AUGUCAACGCAAGCUCAUCCAUUGAGUGAGGUCCCGAUUCUGGGGUCUUCACAAAGUGCUGUCAUUCUAGCACUCGCCAUUAGUGUCGUAAUCACGCUCGCUAUUCGUCUCUCGCCCUCUUCUUCCAAGGGAGGUGUUUACGAUCUGGGUGGCAUUCCAAUCCUCGCCGCGUGGCCGUUCUUUACGAAGCGGUACGAUUUUCUUCGGAAUCACUUUGCCUCUGGAAAGAGAUAUUUCCAGUUCCAUGUUCUCCAACACCGGGUCGUUGCAAUUUCUGGCGAGGAGGCACGAAAGAUGUUCUUCAAUGAAAAGGGCCUUGGCCUCGAUGAAGGCUAUCGAAUUUUGAUGGGUGGAGCUCCCAAUAUUGACGAUAUUAGCGUUCAGCCCAAGGAAGGCCGGGUGAAAGACGCCGAGCUUGUCAAGCGAAUGGCGGUGCUCUUUCGGAAGGACCGAGUCGUAGAAGGUACGGAUCGUACAGACCGGCGGAUGAUGCGACUAACUUUUCUUCAUCCAGUGCUACCAGUACUCUUCGACGAUGUUCAUCGUAGAAUGAAUGAUUGGGGCAAUGAGGGCACCAUCAACCCUUUCAAGGAAUUGUAUGACCUUGUCUUUCAAAUGACCGUCCGGAUGGGGGCUUGUCGAGAAUUGGCAGACGACAAGGACGCCAUCGAGCGCCUCACACAGCAUUACUGGAAUAUUGAGAAGAACGCUACACCUACGGUUCUAUUGCUUCCAUGGCUGCCCAGUCCCGCGAAGAAAACUCAGGAAAAAGCGACAAGGGAACUCUUCACAAUGUUAUACAACUAUGUCUAUCUCCGACGCAAUGCACCAACUCCGUCUACCGACCCGAUUGACCUUCUUGUUGCAUAUGGUGAUUCCAAUGAAGCAAUUGUCAGCGUUGUUAUGAGCAUUAUAUUCGCAGGCGUGAUCAACACGGGUGCUGGUUCCUGUUGGAUUCUGCUCCACCUUGCCUCCCAUCCUCAAUGGAAAGAUAAGGUAAUCAACGAACUGAAAGCCCUUGUUGCAAACCACACGAACGGGACAUCCAAAGAACCGCUGCAUAAGCAACUCGCGGCGAUCCCCUUACACGCAUGGGAGGAGGAAUUACCCGCACUUGAACUUGUCAUUCGCGAGACUGUCCGGCUUACUAUGUCUAUGACUUCUCUGCGGCGGAAUCUGGGGAAAGAUAUCCCUUUAGCCGAUACUAUUAUCAAAAAAGGCGACUUUCUCGCUUAUUGUAAUGGUGACGCCCACAUGAACCCCAACAUCUACACCGACCCUGAAAAGUUUGAUCCUGAGAGAUACAGCGAGGGAAGAGAAGAGGAUCGGAAAGAAACGUUCGCCUAUUUGGCGUGGGGUGUUGGUCGUCACCCCUGCGUUGGUGUCAGAAUUGCGAAAAUGGAGAUGAAGCUGCUCACUGCCUUGAUUCUCCUCGGGUAUGAAUACGAAUUGGUGGAUGGAGCUGGCAACCGUCUUGAGAAGGUGCCGCUGCAAGAUCGUAAUGAUAUCCAACAGGCCAGGCCGCUCAGUCCCUGUUACCUAAAAUUCAAGCGGGUAAUGGAAUAA
Molecule: messenger RNA, 1566 nt
Organism: Laccaria bicolor S238N-H82
Lineage: Eukaryota; Fungi; Basidiomycota; Agaricomycetes; Agaricales; Hydnangiaceae
Product: cytochrome P450
Exons: 7
Coding region: 1-1566 (521 amino acids)
Molecular function (GO): oxidoreductase activity, acting on paired donors, with incorporation or reduction of molecular oxygen; heme binding; iron ion binding
Source: RefSeq, a predicted model, not a curated record